AUGAACCUUCCCCGCGCGAUCGGCGCCAUCGUUUUCGCGUGCGUCUCGAGCCUCGCCACGGCGGCCCAGCCCGCCGCCGAGCCCGGCCGGUACGAGCUGCUCUCGGGCGUGCUCUCGUCCGUCGUCGAGACCCGCCCGCAGGACCUGCGAGACCCGGCGCUCCGCGCGCUGCGGUACCUCGAGGACCAGGACCUCAAGCCCUUCUUCGGCCACCUCGCCUCGCGCCGCGAGCCGCUGUACCGCGGUCACGGCAUCUUCGGCCUCGCCGAGCUCGAGGACCCGGCGCGCGUGAACACGCACCUGAUCGCCAAGAUCGAGAGCCCGUCCGAGCAGGCGGCGCUGAUCGGCGAGGCGAUCCGCCUGGGGUACCUCGAGGGCGAGGGCAUCCGUGAGAUCCUCAACUGGUCGUCCAUCCCGCCGAUCGUCGAGGUCAUGCUCAUCGCCACGCUGGGCGACGAGAUGGCGAGCGACACCAUGAAGACCCGUCUCGAGCGGCUCAGCGAGGGCGAGUCGCCGCGGGUCUCGCUCUUCGCGAACAUCCUGCUCGUGAACACCGACCGCUCCACGGAGCGCACGGCGCGGGUGAUCGAGCAGCUCAACGCGAUGCGGGAGGUCGAACGCCUGGCCACGCUCGCGAUCGUGCUCGGUCUCGUGCGUGACAACGACCUGACCGGGACCGGCCCCCUCCUGGCCGCGCUGUGCGACGCGUUCGCCGACGACGACCGCGUGCGCCACGACGCGCUCGGGACGUACCUCAUCAUCGACCCGCAGGCCGCGGGGACGCGCUGGAGAAAGGACUUCACGCAGACCGAUUCCCUCUCGGCGAAGGUCCGGCUGAUGUUCCACGCGCUGAGCGCCGCCGACCGGAUGGACGCGUCGCUGUUCAACGCCCUGAAGGACGAGGGCAACCCGCUGCUCGGUGCGCUGAUCGACGCCGCGAAGGCCCGCGCGUCGGGCAAUCUCGACACCCAAGCCCUGCUCGCGCUGAUCGACACGGGCCACCGGGCCGCGAUGUUCUGGGUGAUCGAUCACGUCGAGGAUCUCCCGGACGAGCGGGCCGUGCCGGUGCUCCGCCACGCGGUCGACCGGGCGGUGGCGCGCGAGGACAAGCACGCCCCCGUGACGCCCGCGUUCGCCGAGGCGGCCGCCGGCCUCGCCGGGCGGGACGCGGAUCAGCUCGUCGAGCCGCUGCGGCGGUCCGUGGCUUCCCGGGACAUCACGGCGGUGGACGGCAUCCUCGUGGCGUUGCUCCGCGCGUCGGAUGGGGUUCCGUGGGACGCGUCGACCGAACCGGAGUGGACGGACGACCGCGCCGAGGCGCUCUCGAUCGUCCUCCACGCCCAGUUCGAGCCGGGCGAGCUCGAGGACGAGGCGCACCGCGAGAAGCUCGAACGCGUGGCCCUCGGCUUCGGCGGGCUGCCGCAGAUGUUCCGGGUGCAGGCGGCCUGGAUGUCGCUGGAGGCGCGCGGCGAGGGGCGUCGUGUGACGGCGCAGCUCAUGGCCGGCACCGGGUCUGCCGAUGAAUAA
Messenger RNA from Symbiodinium necroappetens, 1527 nucleotides. The record is from the annotation of a GenBank genome assembly. NCBI's taxonomy places the organism in Eukaryota, Dinophyceae, Suessiales, Symbiodiniaceae.